Nannizzia gypsea CBS 118893 is the source of this 1830-nucleotide messenger RNA. RefSeq names its product methionyl-tRNA synthetase. Gene Ontology annotation, cellular component: cytosol; aminoacyl-tRNA synthetase multienzyme complex. The transcript is spliced from 3 exons. Gene Ontology annotation, molecular function: ATP binding; methionine-tRNA ligase activity. Lineage: Eukaryota; Fungi; Ascomycota; Eurotiomycetes; Onygenales; Arthrodermataceae. Gene Ontology annotation, biological process: methionyl-tRNA aminoacylation. The record is from RefSeq and is a predicted model, not a curated record. The coding region runs from base 1 to 1830 and encodes 609 amino acids.
AUGGCUGAAGGAUUGCAUGGCCGUGGCACCGUUCUCCCCGUGCCUGGCAAGCGGAAUAUACUUAUCACCAGUGCUCUACCGUUCGUGAACAAUGUCCCACACCUUGGAAAUAUCAUAGGGUCUGUGCUUUCCGGAGAUGCCUUCGCAAGGUACUGUAGAGGACGUGGUAUCAAUACUCUAUACGUCGGUGGGACGGAUGAGUACGGAACCACAACAGAGGCAAAAGCCUUCGUAGAGAAGUGCACGCCACAAGAGCUCUGCGACAAGUACCAUGCGAUUCAUGCGGAGGUAUAUGAGUGGUUUAAUAUCAGCUUCGACAUCUUUGGCCGCACUACGACACAACUUCAGACAGACAUUACUCAAGACAUCUUCUUGAAGCUAGAGAAGAACGGUUUUUUGAAGGAGCGCAUGACAACCCAGCUGUACUGUCAGGAGCAUCACUCAUUCCUUGCAGAUCGCUUUGUAGAAGGUGAGUGUCCGGUCUGUGGGUAUACGGAUGCUCGCGGCGACCAAUGCGAUCUCUGCGGCCAACUCCUAGAGUCCCUACAGCUCAAACAUCCUCGAUGCAAAAUCGAUGGCUCUAAACCGAUCACUAAGGAUACAAAACACAUUUUCUUGGAAUUAGAUAAGUUGCAAUCUAAUAUCGAAACAUUCUUUCGGGACUCCGCUGCAAGCGGUGCAUGGUCGAACAAUAGCACGGUCAUUACUUCAGCUUGGUUGAAAGAAGGAUUAAAGCCACGCAGUAUAACUAGAGAUAUUAGAUGGGGAACCAGGGUUCCAUUGCCGGGAUACGAAGAGAAGGUCAUAUAUUCGUGGUUUGACGCCUGCAUUGGAUACGUAUCCAUCACUGCUCAGUACACUGACCAGUGGGGAAAGUGGUGGCGAAAUCCUGAAGACGUUCAACUAUAUCAAUUCAUUGGCAAAGACAAUGUUGUCUUCCACUCUGAUACCUGGACGAAACUUCAUCACCUUUCCACGACGGAUUACCUUACUUACGAGGGUGGGAAAUUUUCUAAAUCCCGCGGCAUUGGCGUUUUCGGAGACUCUGCUCAAAAGACUGGGAUCUCUGCUGACAUCUGGCGCUGCUGCUUGCUUUCCCACCGCCCAGAGGCUGGUGACAGUGAGUUUACUUGGGACGCAUUUAUUAAUUGCAAUAACAACUUGCUCCUUAAAAAAUUCGGCAACUUUGUCAGCCGUGUUCUGAAAUUUGUUAACUCUCGUCACUACAACAAUAUUGUACCAAACUGGACCGAAUACCGUGAAGACUCCUUUGAUACUUUUAAAGAAGAGAUCAACAAGCUUCUCGCGCAGUACAUACAAGAAUUCGAUGCUGUCAAGAUUCGCCCCGCUUGGUCGACAGUUCUCCAGAUAUCUCAGCUGGGCAACGGCUUUCUACAAUCGAAUAAACUCGAUAAUAGUCUUGCCGAAAAUGAGCCGUCCAAAUGUGCAGCAGUUAUUGGCAUAGCCGCUAAUACAGUCCACCUUCUUGCAUCUAUCAUUGCCCCGUACAUGCCGGACACAGCAAAGUCCAUCAACUCACAACUUUGUGUGGAUCCACUUCCCAUCCCAGACCGCUGGAAUGCAGAUUCUAUCAAGCCUGGUCAUCAAAUUGGCAAGUCUGAGCACUUGUUUAGUCGUAUCAAGCCCGAAAAGGCAGACGAAUGGCGAAGGAGCUAUGGCAGUGACGAGGUGAAAAAGGUCAAGGAGGAGGAAGUUGCAAUGAAAGCGAAGAAGAGGGCAGCUAUGAAGGCGGGGAAGGCAGGGAAUGCAGGGAAGGCAGGAAAAGGAGAGAAUGUAGGUAAGGCAGAAGAUAUGGCGUCAAAAGGUUGA